Trematosphaeria pertusa is the source of this 1047-nucleotide messenger RNA. Its product is annotated as HET-domain-containing protein. The annotation marks the transcript as partial. The transcript has a single exon. The record is from RefSeq and is a predicted model, not a curated record. Lineage: Eukaryota; Fungi; Ascomycota; Dothideomycetes; Pleosporales; Trematosphaeriaceae.
UGCUCUAGGCAGCAUCGGAUCUGCAACAGCAUCUUGUCUUCGGAUUCCUGGUAUCCAUCCCGGCUUAUCGACGUUGGCGCAGAGGUACUUGGCCUUCCUCGCUUAGUAUGUACUGCCGAAGAAACGAUAUCCGGGCGUUAUGUUUCUCUCAGUCACUGCUGGGGUAAAUCCGAAUUUCUGCAGCUUACGGAAUCGAAUCUUGAAUGCUUCAAGAAGGGUAUACCCAUCGACGCUCUCUCUAAGACAUUCCAAGAUGCCAUCGAGGCUACUCGGUGCCUUGGAAUGCGUUAUAUCUGGAUUGACAGUCUAUGUAUCAUACAACAGCAGGAUUCAAAGGACGACUGGCUGCGGGAAUCUCCGCAAAUGGGAAUGAUAUAUUCGAAUUCAUAUUGCAACAUCGCUGCCACGGGCGCAUCUGACGGCAACGAUGGACUCUUUAAGCCUCGGUGCCCCCACACAGUCUUUCCCAGCGCAAUUCGAAAUCCCCACCGAGACUUCGAACUUCAUCUCACGCAUGAACACCACUGGGAAGCAGAGUUACUAGAUGCACCUUUGUUGGAAAGAGGGUGGGUUCUUCAGGAAAGAAUUUUAUCCCCACGCAUCCUGCAUUUUGGGCGUCGACAGCUUCUAUGGGAGUGCUGCGAGAGCGAAGCCAGCGAGCGCCUUCCGGAUCAACUACCAUCAUUACCUGUAGCACAUCAGUAUGCAGGGUACAAGAGCAGCCUAACCCUUCAUCCUGAUGGAGGGCAAGGGCUUCCGUCCACUGAAAAUGACCCUUUCGCUCGAGCCUCCAUCCACGCACUUUGGAACCGACUGGUGAGCGCCUAUUCGCGGACUAACCUCACAUACCCAGAGGACAAAUUAAUCGCCAUUGCCGGCAUAGCAGCAAAGAUUCAGUCAGGCUUGAAAACGGACUAUCUGGCAGGUCUGUGGGGUGAUCGCCUUACCUCCCAGCUCUUAUGGCGUGUUGAACAGCCUUCUAGAAGAGAGCGGCCACGGUGCUACCGUGCGCCUUCCUUUUCCUGGGCCUCAGUUGACGGAACGAUA